AGGAGUGGGAGAGAGAGAUAAAGAAGGAGCAAAUAUCCCCGCUACGAAGAGGGGAGACAGUAGGGUCGCCGGUAUUGGUGGUAGUGUCUCGUCCCCGAGGGGCACAGAGAGGUAAAGGGGACAAGCAGAAGGCAGCGAAAGCGCUGCCCUCAGUCGGCCGCCUGUUUCACUACUGUCAGCAUAUUACAGAGAGAGCGAGCGAUUGGCUAUACGCGGUGCUUUUGCCUAAGCGCGCACUAACUCCGUGUUCCCGUUUUUCGAGUGAAGGCUUAGAGCCUUCUACCCGCUCUUUCGCUCGCUCGCUCGCUCGCUCGCUCGGUUCGGUUGUGAGUUGCGCGCGCGCACUCAAACGCGUGCAUCGAAAUAGAGGCACACAGACAGAGACAGCAGCGAGGAGUCGUGCAGAGAGACAGGCGCGCGUAUACAGCCAUCGAACGUGGUGAUUCGUACGGAGGCGGACGUAUAAAGCGAGGCCGUUUCUCGUGAGGGAAAAAAUCGCUGUCCUUGUUUCUUUCUCGUCACCGUCGUCGUCGAUGAGAUCGUCAACGGGAUUUCGUCGAUGCUCGAGCGCAAAGUGUUUCGGCUCGACACGAAGAUAUAGGAGCAAUUACAUGGAAACAGUCGGUACGACGACGAGUCCUGGCAAACAGCGGGAUCAAAAACGAUCAUCGGUGCAUACGUGCGUGUACGAGGACUAAAAGAAGUGGGGGGAGGCAGUCACUAUACUUGGCGGACAUCCGGCGGGGAAACCGCACGCAUUCGUACGAAGCCUCUCCGAGAGAGCGAGGGAAAAAGGAGGAAGGAUCUGUGCGGCGCCGAGGAAAACACGUUGCUCUCCUCGAUUGCUCGAACACAGAGACUCUCGAGAGGAGAAAGGAGGUUCUUUGCGUUCCGAUUGCACGUUCUCCUUUUCGUCUCUCGACUUUACCAGUCGGAUCAGAAAAGAGUUGCCUCUUUUAUCAAACACAUCAUCAUUUUACUAUCGGUAUCGGUAUCGGUAUCGGUAUAAAGUUUCCUUUUCGUCCUCUAACUUUGAUCCUCGUGCGUGAGUAGCCGCACGCAACGCAACCGUUGAAAUUUUCGGUACAAAUAAUAUAAGGGUGGUGGAAAGCGGUGGAAGGACGUGACGAGAGAGAGAGAGAGAGAGAGAGAGAGAAAAAGAGAGGGAGGGAUCGAGGGGAAAGGAGAGAAGCGAGAAACACGCCGAGCAGUGCUGCUCCCUAUUGGCGACGUCGAGUCGCGCUCCCCACCCGGGACAGUCGAACGAGGUCCGAAGGCGAGUUCUCGGCGUGUAACUACGGUGAUUUUCCCUUACAAGAGUGUACGCACGAGACCUCGUAGCUCUGCACCGUAUAACGUUCCGCGUAAACAUCACACCUUUAUAAGUUGAAAAUCUAUUCCGGUAAUCAUCGUUCUAGUAGGUAAAGGUAAAAAAUCGUGAAGAAUAUAUUUGGAGGAAAUCGUAAAACAGCGAGAGAAGAAGAAGGAGAGAGAGAUAGUGAAGUCUGGUUUAACACGCGUGCUAUCGUCGUCGAUAGAAUUCCGGUGCCCUCGUCGCCGGAGCAAACUGUGUGUGCGCCGAUCCUCGUGAAACACGUCCCACGCGUGUGUCGCGUAUCACCGCCGCCGGUGAAACCAAGAGAAUUCGAACGAGUCAGAGGGUAAAAUAGGAUUUCUCGCGUGGUCGGUCCUCUCCCGAAGCACGCGCGGAGAGGGGUGCAACGGAGGUUUCGCCAGAGAGGGAGAAGGAAAGAAAUCGAGAGAGACAUCGUUAAACGAAGAAGGAAGAGGAAAGGGGGGAAAGGAGAGAGAGAUAGAGACUCUUGAGGGGGAGAGACGAGGACGCGUAUAGUGCAACCGAGGCGCUCGUGCUGCGCCCCAACGGCCGUUUCUCGAAGCUCAGUUAUCACAAUGGCUUCCGUGAAAGACACAGCGACUUUCUUCGCGGAGGGCACAGCAAGUCAGUUCGAACACGUACUGAAGCUUUAUCCGCAGGCUCUCAGACUCAAAGCCGAUCGAAAGACGAAAAAACCCGAGGAGCUGAUCAAGUUGGAUAACUGGUAUCAAAAUGAGCUUCCGAAGAAAAUCAAAUCACGCGGCAAAGACGCGCAUCUCAAUCAUGAAGAGUUGGUGCAAACGAUGAAAUGGAAGCAAAUACGUGGGAAAUUUUACCCUCAACUAUCUUAUUUAGUAAAAGUGAACACACCGCGCGCCGUGAUGGCAGAAACGAAAAAGGCGUUCAAGAAACUUCCAAAUCUUGAACAAGCUAUCACAGCACUGUCGAAUUUAAAAGGAGUAGGUACCACGAUGGCAUCGGCCUUGUUAGCAGCGGCAUCACCAGAAAAUGCACCGUUUAUGGCCGAUGAAUGCUUGAUGGCAAUACCGGAAAUCGAGGGCAUCGAUUACACCACCAAGGAGUACCUUAACUUUGUUCAACACAUUCAAAAUACCGUGGAGAGGUUGAACAAACAAACGUCAAAUGGCAAAACAUGGAGUCCUCACAGGGUGGAGUUAGCCCUAUGGACCCACUAUGUAGCGUCCGAGUUAAAACCAGAACUCUUAGACGGCAUUCCAGGUUCAACAGAGAACGGCAACUCUCAUCCGCCAGCCAGCAACGGCGAAGCGACGGAACCGUCGGACGACAGCAAUCAGGAAGUGGCAGUGAACGGUAAGGAACCAGGCAGUAUUGAUCCAGCGGCCAUCGACGAGAACAGCAUGACCACGUCCUUCACCGAAGACUCGAUGGAUAAACCCGCAACACCGAUUACAGUGGGCGUAGCCAGCGAAGAUACGAACGAUUCCCUCGCAACGAACGAGAACGACGACAGCAACAACACGCCACGACCAACGGACAGCGAGGACACAGAAGACUCUCAGGACGUCGUACAGGAGCCGCCAACGAAGAAGAGUAAGAAGUGACCCACCGCGAGCCAAGGAGCCACGAAUACGAGCAACAACGUCACCAACCUAAUGUCAGCCGCCAAUUUAACGCUGAUCGCAGCGAGGCGCUUCUAAAAAACCGCCAGGGUCACCGAUCAGCGUCGCGGAUAGUAGACUUUCUUCUUAUAUACCAUCAGGCUACCAUCAUCAUGAUCGUGUUUUACAUUUAUUUUUCUUCGCUCCCUCUCUUUCGAUUCAUUUAUUUAUCCAAAAUAUUUCAUACACUCGCUUCUUCUUCUUCUUCUUCUUCUUCUUCUUCUUCUUUGUCUCCUUGGGUACCAAUUCUUUCAUCAUGGUCACAGCACCUCGCCUUUCUAUGUCCUUGUCCGUAGACAUCCUCGAGAGUGUGAAAUAACGUAAUCGUAGUCGAUGAUGUGGAAGUCAUUGCGUAAAACAGCUUGCUGGUUUUUAGAUUGAUUCGCGGGGCUCGAACACAGAAACAAGAGGCGAAGCUCGACCAAUGAAGAUAACCAAGUGUUUUCUUUUUCUUCUCCUUUGAUUACAAGGUUUCUGGUGUUCUCUUCGACCCGUUGUGUUUCUCACGCGUUGUCGUGAUAGUAACUAAUUUUAGUCUCCUCGAGUUUCUAUACUUGUCCUGGAGCUUUCUCUCUUGUUCUGAUGUAGCGCUAUAUCUUUUUCCUCGCGUAGGAACUUUUCGUUCGUUGAUCGAGACGAUCUUGGUACUGCCUUAUCAGUGACCCGUUUCCGUUGGUUUACACGCUACCAAGGAACAAACGUAGUCUUUAUUUACCAGAGAAAGAUCAUUCCUUUUUAUCCGCGAUUUGUACACCGUGUUCAAGGGCCACUGAAACACACAUACACGAUGUUUAACACGUUUUAAAGCGAACUGUGCGCGAAACGAGAAUGAGAGGGAGGGAGUGAUAAAGAGAGAAUGUAUUAUAACAAAUCUGGGUAUGAGAGAGAGAGAGAUCGAGUAACUGAUCCUGUGACCAGCAAGAAAAAAAAAUAAGAAAAAUAUCGGCGGUACACCGAAACACAAUGAUAAUAUUAAUAUUAAUAAUAAUAAUUAUUAUUAUAAUUAUAAUACCGAAUCAUUACCAUAAUUUAUAUACCUAAAAGAAAAAAAAAACUGCAUGUCAGAGUGAUGCAUGGAGCAAAACCAAAUACCUUGUAAGUAAAAAGAAAAAAAAAAUGGAAAAAAAUGAAAAAAAAAAUUAGAAACAAAUAAAAGUAACGCUUUUUUGAGUCCAUCAUGAAAAAACGAAAACGUGAAAACGAAUGACGGUAGACACCUAACACAGGUACUCGCAUACAUACAUACAAACACACAUCACGUCGAGGUUCUCAUGUACAGGGAUUUAAUUAGUAUUUUUGCAUUAUUGAUGAUUAAUUAAUCAUUGUCGAGGAUGAGACGCGAACGAAGAGACGAACCACGAUUAAUCGAUUGCAAAUGAACGAUGAGUAAUUGCAAAAAAAAAAAAAUGUGAAAAAAUAUAUUAAAAACAUGAAAAACAAGACUACACGAGAUAGUAUAACGUUGAAUCAUGAUAGAGAGAAAGAGAGAGAAUGUGUGUAUAAGAAGAGAGAGUGAAAGAGAGUAUGUAAGGUUGCCAGAAAGUUACAGAAGAUGAAUAAACCGCUAUAGCUUGAUCAAGAACGUUCAUUCAAAUUUUAUAAAUAUACAUAAUUAUAUAUAUAUAUAUAUAUAUUUGUAAUUUAGAACACCGUGGCCAGGCUGAGCUAUAGUACCGACCUUAUUAUUAAUUCACACAUAAACCAUACAUAUGGUAACGACAGUGGUUGCGCUAAAAAGAAACCAGGUAAAUGGACUAGCUCGUUUUCAAUAUCUGGUGUAUUUUAGUGUCUCUUUGCCAGGGGGGAACAAACACCAUCCUAAGCAACGCGAAAAAGUGAAGAGAAAAGACAGAAGUAAUAGGAUAUCUGUCUGGUAUCAAAGAGCCGAUGUGAACAGAGAGUUUGAAAACUGAAAAUAAUUCAUUUCUCUGUUCAGAAGGAAUGCAAAAAAUCCAAAGAGGAACCUCAGAAACGAUCUUCACUGAUUUCGAUAAUAAUUCGAUAAUCAAUUCGGAAAUUGACCGAGAUCGAGGAGGAGGACGUCUGAGGUUCGUCUUGUCAGAAGAGAGAACAAAGCAAAGGUUUGCAGCGAGUAUGGAUGAAUCUACCUUAAUAAAAUCGUAGUGAAGCCCGUUCUAUUUAUUUAGCGCCUAAUUUAUUCCGUAUCGAUCGUUUCGUUGGCAAGGAACAAUAUAUAUUACAAACGCGUGGAUUGGAGAGAAUCGUGAAGUUCCAUAGAUCAAGAAGACGAAGAAUGUUCGAAAUGGAGAAUUUUUUUUUUUUUUCACCGACGUUCUUGCGAUUAUUUAGCGGAUAAUGUUAAGUAAUUGCUGAAGUAAUAUUUGAUAUACAUAUGCGUGAGUUUACGACGCGAAUGAAUUAUAAUAAUUACGACGACGACGACGACGACAAUGAUGAGAUUGAUAGUGACACGAGGGUGAUUAUUAUUAUUAUUAUUACGUUACUGCUGCUAUUAACUACUAUUACGAACGACGGCGAGCAUAGUUUUUAUUGUCUUUAUAAACGUAUAACGGAUUUAAUGUAG
Messenger RNA from Osmia bicornis bicornis, 5521 nucleotides. RefSeq lists its product as uncharacterized. The record is from RefSeq and is a predicted model, not a curated record. The transcript has 5 exons. Bases 1912 to 2919 code for a protein of 335 amino acids. Lineage: Eukaryota; Metazoa; Arthropoda; Insecta; Hymenoptera; Megachilidae.